GUGUCGCGGGCUCGCUGUGAGGGCAGCGGCCUCUGAGGCGGCGCUGAGGGGAGGUGGCGGGCGGCGCCUUCCCGCCCUUCACCAACGGCCGGGGCCGGGGCCGGGGCGGGCCGCGGCUGCGCGUGGCGGCCGUGGCGGAGCCAUGGCGCUGUGUGGGGCCGUCAUGGGCGGCCGGGGCGCUCCCCUCCUGGGGCUGCUGCUGCUGGGGAAGCCGGCUUUCUCCACAACACGCGUCGCUUGCGGGAAGAACAGGCGGCUGAGGCAAAAAAGAGCCAUUUCGGAAAGGAAACUGACACGCUAUUUUGUGGAUCACCGGAGAGUGCGUGUGGUUGGAGGACAAGGAGGAGACGGCGGUCAUUCCUUUUAUAGUGAACCUCGAAAAAUAUUUGGAGGUCCUGAUGGUGGAAAUGGGGGUGAUGGAGGUCACGUUGUUUUGAAAGCUGACCAGCAAAUGAAAUCGCUUUCCUCAGUCCUCCCUUUCUAUCAGGGUGUUCAUGGAGGGAGAGGAGGAAGCAAAAACUGUUACGGAGCCAAUGGUGCAAGCGUGUAUGUUAAGGUCCCUGUAGGUACAUCGGUUAAGGAGGACGGGGUAGUUGUGGCUGACCUCACGCAACAUGGUGAAGAGUACGUUGCAGCUUACGGAGGAGCUGGAGGGAAGGGGAAUCGCUUUUUUCUUUCCAAUGAAAACAGAGCUCCGAUGUUAUUCACUCCAGGAGAGCCAGGUCAGGAAAGGGUGCUCCAUUUGGAACUGAAGACAACAGCUCAUGCAGGACUGGUGGGCUUUCCCAAUGCUGGGAAAUCAUCGCUGUUGCGAGCCUUGUCCAACGCGAAGCCAGCGGUGGCUGCCUACCCAUUCACAACCCUCAACCCCCACGUUGGCAUUGUCCACUAUGAAGACUACGAACAAGUGGCAGUUGCUGACAUUCCUGGCCUCAUAAGGGGUGCUCAUCAAAACAGGGGCCUCGGGGUGGCCUUCCUAAGGCACAUCGAACGAUGCCGCUUUCUCUUGUAUGUGGUGGAUCUCUCUGUGCCUCGGCCGUGGAUUCAGCUGCAAGACUUAAAAUAUGAACUGGAACAAUACAAAAAGGGAUUGUCGGAGAGGCCGUGUGUUGUCAUUGGGAAUAAAAUUGACCUUGCUCAGUCCAGGAUUAAUCUCCCACUCCUUAAAGAGCAGAUAGAUGACCGGGUCAUUGCGCUGUCUGCAUUGACAGGAGACAACCUAGAGGAACUGUUGUUGCAUUUGAGAGAACUGUAUGACAUUUAUGUGAAGACAGAACAAUCACAAGGGCAAAGGCCAGUCAAGUGGUAGGACACAGAACUACUAUGAACUGUACUGGAAGGAAGAAGUCAUUUGGUUAGAUAAUGUCUGUGUUUUUUUGUUUUUUUUUCUCCUUGUUGUAUUUUGUUUGUUUUUAAUGCAUUGGACACAGCUUGUCGAUAUGUUUUGGAGUGCUUCAUUGGAAAGUUUUUUUUUUUUUUUUUUUUCCACCUCUGAGGUGUGUCUCAAAUGUUUUCCAACAAAGUUUGAAAGUUUUAAUCAUGCUGGAAAUUCAUUUGGAAACUAGGAUUUUGUUUGGCAUUAGGUAGUUAAUUGUGGAAAUAAAAGAAUAUCUGGUGGAAAUUACUGAAAUUCACAAGCUGCAGGGUAUGUUGGCUGGCUGGCUGAAUUGGAGUGAUGUGAAGACUCAAUUUGUGUUUGUCAAAGAUUCUAAAAUAAAAAUAAGGUGGUUCUUCGUGUCUAUCUCUGUACCACGACUACUUUCAGUUGUCUCAAACUCUUCCAUUUUUUCCCCCUCAGAGGAGGAAGUACAGGUGCUUACCAUCUUGGAGGAGGAAUGUGGUGAAACAGCUGCAAUUAAUGAUUGACAUUAUUUCCUCAUUAGCAUAAAUAACUAUCUUUAAAUGCUGGCAGCAGGUAAAUAGCUGUAUAAACUAGCCACAGAACACUCAUCUGAGACUCAGUUCUGAGCUCUCUAGUUUCCUUGAGGAAUCUUCAGUAACGAUCUGAGGAGUCUUAGGCUUAGAUACUCCAAAUAAAAAAACAAUACAGUACUUUCA
Messenger RNA from Anas platyrhynchos (mallard), 2058 nucleotides. RefSeq names its product mitochondrial ribosome associated GTPase 2 (gene MTG2). The record is from RefSeq and is a predicted model, not a curated record. Gene Ontology annotation, molecular function: GTP binding; magnesium ion binding; GTPase activity. Gene Ontology annotation, cellular component: mitochondrion. Lineage: Eukaryota; Metazoa; Chordata; Aves; Anseriformes; Anatidae.